Erpetoichthys calabaricus (reedfish) is the source of this 2322-nucleotide messenger RNA. RefSeq names its product Na(+)/H(+) exchange regulatory cofactor NHE-RF2 (gene nherf2). The transcript is spliced from 7 exons. Bases 376 to 1443 code for a protein of 355 amino acids. Gene Ontology annotation, biological process: protein localization to plasma membrane. Lineage: Eukaryota; Metazoa; Chordata; Cladistia; Polypteriformes; Polypteridae. Gene Ontology annotation, molecular function: signaling receptor binding; protein-membrane adaptor activity. Gene Ontology annotation, cellular component: apical plasma membrane. The record is from RefSeq and is a predicted model, not a curated record.
CGUCGCACUUCUCCUGACCGAGCGGAGCGCCGAUCCUCGCACUGCUGGCUUUACGCGGUCUUGAAAGGAUUAAAGAGAAAGUCGGGCAGCGAAGAACUGAAAACGAAAGACAGACAGACAGGCGGCCUGGACGGGAUGCCCCGCGGCGUUCGGCCCCACUGACGCGUUUAUCUCGCGGAGUGUUUUUUUUUUUUUUUUUUAAACUGAGAGUCACGGGAGCGCGCACUUCUCCAAGACUUUACCGAGUCGCGAGAGCGCGCACUGCUUCAAGACUUUUCUCCACAGAGCCGCAGAAGCGCGCGUCUCGUUCCCAGACUUUAUCUUUUCAAAAGGUGUUUGGGGGCCACGGCCCCCCGCCGCGUGGAACUGGCAGACAUGUCCAAAGACCUGAUACCGCGGCUCUGCUGCAUGGUGAAGGGAGACAACGGCUACGGCUUCCACCUUCACGGCGAGAAAGGAAAGAGCGGCCAGUACAUCCGUAAGGUAGAGCCCGGCUCACCGGCCGAGGCGGCGGGACUGCGAGCAGGAGAUCGUCUGGUGCAGGUGAACGGGCGCAACGUGGAGCGAGAGACACAUCACCAGGUGGUCCAACAGAUCAAAGCCCAGGAACUUGAAACGCGCCUCCUAGUGGUGGACAAGGAGACGGAUGAAUUCCUGCGCAGCCUGCACCUCACGGCCACAGAGGAGAUGGCACACACGGGUAUCCUGGUGCCAGCCAGUCCGCAGGACGUCAAGGAGAACGGCACCUUCUGGAAGCAGCCAUCAGUGCUGAGCAGUGGGGAGAUGAAUAAGCAGUCGCCCAGGAGCACGUUGGACAAUGGCAGGAGGGUGUCUCGACCUCCUCUGCUCAAAGAAUGUCACCCCAGGCUGUGCCAGCUGAAGAAGGGCAGUGUGGGCUAUGGUUUUAACCUGCACAGUGAGAAGUCAAAGCCCGGGCAGUUCAUCCGUUCGGUGGACGAGGGCUCAGCUGCUGAUAAGUCUGGACUGCGGCCACAGGACCGGCUGAUCGAGGUGAAUGGCAUCAACAUCGAGGGGAUGAAGCACUCGGAAGUCGUGGCAUUCAUUAAAGCCAGCGGUGAGGAGGUGCGGCUCCUGGUGGUGGACGCUGAAGCGGACGACUAUUUCAAAAAGCUGGACGUGACCCCGACGGACAGCCACGUGAUGGAUGCUGUGACCCCCAGCAUGACAAACGGAUCUCCAAAACCACAGAUGAAUGGAAACUCGACCUCCGACUCCUCACUCAGCGAGCAGCACUCACCGGAGAGCGACUCUCUCGAGCAGGUUAAAGAAGAGUCCACCGGUCACGACCCAUUUACAGAAAGCGGCCUUAACCUGAGCCCUACGGCAGCGGAAGCCAAAGAGAAGGCCCACGCCAAACGGGCCAAGAAACAGGCGCCUCCGAUGGACUGGAGCAAGAAGCACGAGAUCUUCAGCAACUUUUGAGAGGGCCGGCAUCCCCGUGUCCACCGCGGCGGAAUGCAGCCGAGCGAACGGGAGGCCCGACAGGCGGCUGGCCAGCCUUUAAGAAGAGCGACGCUUUGACCGCAUUCCACGGACUUAGCGGCUGUGCCCAGCGUGGACCCGCUUGGUGCCCUGAUGCAUACGCACAUGACACGUGUGAACGUUUAGGACAGCAAGGCGGCACGGCGCGUAUGUCGUGUUGAGGACUGCAUCCUUAUAACCACUUGCUCACUCGCCGUAAGAUACUAACGUCUCUGCUGUGGCAGCCGCUGCUUAAGCGCAGUGUUUAUUUCAUUUUUGUUUCUUUUCUUUUCUCGUGACCCGCCUUGUACCCUCGUCGGGUUACAUCUUACAAUGCGGCAGCCGCUAUCUAAUGCAUUGGCUUUGUCACAGAACUCCUAGAGUGCCUUUAAGUGUUAAGCCACCAGGGGCGCUAUAAGCACACCUUCUUCACAAUUGCUUUGGCUUUUUUUUGUGACUCACAACUGUGCCCCGCCCUCCUUUAAUAUUUAAAUACUCGACUUAAUGAAUUCAUGGAGCGAGUGGACCGUCGCUGCAGUGAGGACACUUGGAGAUGACUGACUGGACAGCAGGAUGACGUGCUGCGGCGCCCUUCAUGUUCAAUGGAUGUGCUGCAGAUGGACUUGGCCACCACCUACAAUGACAGUGGCUGAGAUGGUGAGGUCCUAUUCGGAUCAAGUGACUUUGGUUUUUUUUUUUUUUUUUUUUUUGUCCAAGUGUUUCACCUGGUGGUCCUAAAUUCGGCAGAGCAGAUUAUGGAAACGGACAGAUUGGCUACGUUUCGCGUUUAAUGUCGUCAUAUUUCAGUGCAUCAUGUAAAUAAAAUGGAUGUUAAUCGCA